AUGAAACAUUCUCCGCCGUCGUCAAUUCAAAUUUCUCCAUCUGUCUAUCCAACUGCUCGUCGUGAUGAGUCAAUUGUGGACAACUUUCACGGAACUAAGGUCCCUGAUCCAUACCGCUGGAUGGAGGAUCCUGACGCUGAAGAGACGCGUCACUUUGUCGAUCAGCUUAAUGCGAUCUCGGAAUCGUUCCUAGCCAAAGCUCCAAGUCGCGAUAAGAUCAGAAAACGGGUUUUUGAUACCAGCAUCAUGGAGUCUUCCAAUGUAUGA
Molecule: messenger RNA, 267 nt
Organism: Cooperia oncophora
Lineage: Eukaryota; Metazoa; Nematoda; Chromadorea; Rhabditida; Trichostrongylidae
Source: the annotation of a GenBank genome assembly